AUGGCCAGAGCAGUUGCAACAAGCUCAGGGGGAGGUAGACGUGCUGCGUACAUUGUCGGGCUGCUACUGCUGCUCGUGUGCUUCUUUGGGCCCAACGGGGCUCGAGCCCUCGACAGCGGAGCCGAGCAGGCCAGCACGAUCUUCGACAGGGGCUACCGGGCGCUCUAUCGUGUCUACGAGGACUGCCAGCAGCGCAACUUCGGUGUAUCCGCGUGCCUCAAGAAAAAGGCCAUCACGUUCUUCGAGCGCCUUGGUCGCAUCGACACCCUGCCCAUAGCCGAAAACCUCGAGCUGGUGAGGGUCCCGGGCGUCGAGAGCCCCACCGAACCAGCGAGCAAGAGUAACGCGAGCGAGCUCGAGGCGAGCCUGGGUCGGAUGGGCGGCUCGGGACGGGAGGACGUGCUCAACGAUAUACUCCUCGACCGCGUGUCGUCCCUCAUGAGCAGCUUCAACGUCCAAAUCCGGCUGCCCAAGACGUCGCCCCAAGAGCUGAAGCGCUCGAUGGAGGAGGGCCGCGGCAAGAUGAAGAAGAUGAUGGGCAUGAUGAUGAUGGGCAUGGCCAUGAAGAUGGCAGCCAUGGUACCCCUGGCCAUGGGGGUGCUGUUCCUGCUGGCGGGCAAGGCGCUCAUCAUCAGCAAGAUCGCCCUCGUGCUGUCGAUGAUCAUCGGGCUGAAGAAGCUGCUGUCGCAGAAGCAGAGCAGCGAUCACGGACAUGGGUGGCAGUCGGGCGGUGGUGGAGGUGGUGGCGGUGGAUGGGACCGGAGCCUCAAAUCGCUGGACAUCGAGGACGGUAGUGUUGACGGAGCUGCGGUGGCGCAGGAGUACGCGCACAAUCUCGCCUACGGAGCCACGAGGCCUCAGCAGCGAAAGUAG
Molecule: messenger RNA, 873 nt
Organism: Copidosoma floridanum
Lineage: Eukaryota; Metazoa; Arthropoda; Insecta; Hymenoptera; Encyrtidae
Gene: Osi12
Product: DUF1676 domain-containing protein Osi12
Cellular component (GO): membrane
Source: RefSeq, a predicted model, not a curated record